UUAUAUAUAUAAAGCGAUUUAAUAUUGGCAAUUUUGCUUGAUAACAAGAGCAAGGAAAUACAAGAGCAAAACUAAUAUAAUACAUUAGUGAUAUUAUAGAUUAAAUUACUUAUUGACAAACAGACUCUUAAUCAUUUAAAUUUAUACAUAAUAUUAUAUUUAUAUAUAUUGAUUUUUAAUCAUUUUGCAUAACAAAAUAUAACAAAUAUAAUAAAUUUUUAAUGUUUUAUUGUUAAAAUACUUUUUUAUUAUACUAAUAAAAUUUAAAGAUUAUUUCAAAUAAAAAUAAAAAUAGGAACAAUAAAUCUAAUGUAUAUAAUUAUACAUAUAUAAAUAUAUAAUAAUUUGUAAAAGAAUAAUUUUAAAUAAUCGUAAAUAAUUUAAAAUCGGAAGAUUAGAAUGCAAUUCAAAGAAUGCAUAAACAUUGUUCACGAUAAAAUGCAUCACUUUCAUAUAGACAUGUAUUUGAAAUUGCGUUGCUAACUAAGUAUUUAUCAAAAUCACAUGACGAUUAUAAUGUGUAAUGAAUGAUUAUGUUCAAAUCAAUUUAUGUAAAAUAUCGCGAGAAUAUAUUUAGAUACAUGAUUAUGAUAAUUGAAAAUUUCAGAAUUUCAAUUAAUAUAUUGAAAUUUUAUUUAAAUUAAUUAUUAAAUAAUGAUAUAUUACUAUUGUAAAUAUCUUUUAAUAUUAUUUAUAAUAACAUAAAUUUUAAUAUUAAAAUUUUACAAUGUUAUAAUAAAUAUGUAUAUAAUAUUUGAAAUAUUAUUAGAUUUAUAUAUAAAAUAUAAGAUAUAAAAUAUAGAUAUAAAAUAUGUAAGUUAAAUAUAAGAAUGAUAUAAGAUAUGAGAUGAAUUUAAUGAUAAAAUUCAAUCAUACGUCUUGAAAAAUAUAUAAAAUAAAAAAUCAUAUUUCUAUACAUAUAAUAUAAUAGAUUUAAAAAUAAUUAAGAAAAGCAUUAAAAAAAUUGUUUUCAUUAUCUUAAAAAUAAUUUAAAAAUUAUUAAAUUAUUUAAAUAAAAAAUAUUGCUUAAAAGAAUAUAAGAAAAAUAAUAAUUGAAAUGCAAAUUAUUGAUAUAUUUUAAAAAUAAAUAUUGUGCUAAUAUUUUUUUUUUAUUAUAAUUAUUUCAUAUUUGUAUUUUCCAUUUUUUUAAAACUUUCUUUUAUCAGAAUAUAAAUCAGAAAGACUCAUAUUCGAUAUGUAAUUUAAUAAUGUUCCCAUUUUUUUUAUGAAUCAUUUAGUAUAUCAUAUCAUGAUACGGAAGUUGGGAGACGCUGUUGUACAACAGAAGCUAACAAACGAUGAAUCACGUAGUAUAUAGAAGGGGAGGCUAUAGAAUAUAGAGAAGAGAAAGCACUUUAUAUUAGUUUCAAUUCUGAAGUAUUAAGAAUCGGAAGAUAUACUUGUUUUGUUUAUGACAAAUAUUUUUUAUUUAAUUAAAUAAUAUAAUUUUAAAAUCAUGAAGUUAUUUUUGAUUUUAUUUAUAACAAUAUUUACAACAGUACAUGCUGUAUCAUUCUUUGAAUUAGUUAAUCAAGAAUGGAUGACAUUUAAGAUGGAACAUAAAAAAGUAUAUAAAUCUGAUGUUGAAGAAAGAUUCAGGAUGAAAAUAUUUAUGGAUAACAAACAUAAAAUUGCUAAACAUAAUAGCAAUUAUGAAAUGAAAAAAGUUUCAUAUAAAUUAAAAAUGAAUAAAUAUGGAGAUAUGCUUCAUCAUGAGUUUGUAAAUAUAUUAAAUGGUUUCAAUAAAUCAAUAAAUACUCAAUUAAGAUCUGAAAGAUUGCCUGUAGGUGCUUCAUUUAUUGAGCCAGCAAAUGUAGUAUUACCAAAAAAAGUUGAUUGGAGAAAAGAAGGUGCUGUAACUCCAGUUAAAGAUCAAGGCCAUUGUGGAUCAUGUUGGUCAUUUUCUGCAACUGGGGCUUUGGAAGGUCAACAUUUUCGACGAACAGGAGUAUUAGUUUCAUUAAGUGAACAAAAUUUAAUUGAUUGUUCUGGAAAAUAUGGUAAUAAUGGAUGCAAUGGAGGAUUGAUGGAUCAAGCUUUUCAAUAUAUUAAAGAUAAUAAAGGUUUAGAUACAGAAGCUUCUUAUCCAUAUGAAGCUGAAAAUGAUAAAUGCAGAUACAAUCCAGCAAAUAGUGGUGCCAUUGAUGUUGGUUACGUAGAUAUUCCAACAGGAGAUGAAAAGUUGCUUAAAGCAGCAGUUGCUACUAUAGGUCCAGUUUCUGUUGCUAUUGAUGCUUCUCAUCAGUCUUUUCAAUUUUAUUCGGAAGGUGUUUAUUAUGAACCAGAAUGUUCUUCAGAAGAAUUAGAUCAUGGAGUAUUAGUAAUAGGAUAUGGUACUAAUGAAAAUGGUCAAGAUUAUUGGCUAGUAAAAAAUAGUUGGGGUGAAACGUGGGGUAAUAAUGGAUAUAUCAAAAUGGCUAGGAAUAAAUUAAAUCAUUGUGGUAUUGCUUCUAAUGCUAGCUAUCCUCUUGUUGGUUCUAAAGGAUUAUUUUAAAAGAACUAUUAUAUACUAAAAUUAAAAGAACUAGAUAUAACACAACGUAAAAAGUGGAAAAAUAACAAAUUAAAAAUUAUUAUAAAUAUUUGAACAUAUUUAAGUUUUUGUUUAUACAUCAAAAAAAGAAUAUAUACAUAUUUUUUUAUUAAAUUCAAUAAAUGGAAUAUUCAUUAAUAUCA
Molecule: messenger RNA, 2676 nt
Organism: Apis cerana (Asiatic honeybee)
Lineage: Eukaryota; Metazoa; Arthropoda; Insecta; Hymenoptera; Apidae
Gene: CtsL1
Product: cathepsin L
Biological process (GO): proteolysis
Molecular function (GO): cysteine-type peptidase activity
Source: RefSeq, a predicted model, not a curated record